Messenger RNA from Bombyx mori (domestic silkworm), 3075 nucleotides. RefSeq names its product mucin-2. The record is from RefSeq and is a predicted model, not a curated record. The transcript has 14 exons. NCBI's taxonomy places the organism in Eukaryota, Metazoa, Arthropoda, Insecta, Lepidoptera, Bombycidae. Bases 156 to 1877 code for a protein of 573 amino acids.
GAGCGCCACGACACGACGAAUUUUAAAAAGGAAAUAUUAUAAAAUAACGUAUUUAUUUACCAAAUGUUUGUGUAAUAAAUUGAAGUGCCGUUCAAAGUGUGUUUGUGCUUUGUUUUGUGAAUACAAAAGGAUUGUCGCUACGAUAAUCUUGCAAGAUGGCCACCAAAUCGUACAGCAAACACAAAGAAUACAAGGAGUUCUCAUCAAGCGGCACCGUCCCGUACACCGGAGAACAAUUGGAUAUGAUUAAGUCCGAGCUACUCCCGAAAGGCAGUAAGCUGAACUCGCUCGGGCGCGGUGGGGCUGGUACAAGGGAGUACCACUACGAGUACAAGGAGGAGACACUUCCUGCCGGAAAGUAUGACAGGAAGGACUAUAGGGCUGUUGAGGAGUUCACCAUCCCUCCGAAGACAGCCGAAAGCAGCACUUACUACUACCAGAAGGAGGAGCGGGAGCUCCCGGCCCCGACCUGUGGAACACGCACCUACAACUAUGAGUCCAGCCUCAGCUCUACACCUGGCUAUUCGAAGGUGAAGAGUUCGAAGACGACCAAAGACCUGACGCAAAACGUGGAAGAGCUGGACUCUCUUCUCGACGACCUGCAAAAGGAUCAAGAGCGACAGCUAUACAAGAGUGGGUACACUUCAGAUACAGCCGAAAGCACAUCAUUUGACUACAGACGAGGAACCCCAGUGAAGCCUACUCCGUCAAGCGGAUAUUCGACCCUGAAGCGUGAAGAACGGCUGGAGAGCUCCUCAUGGGGGUCGAGCCCCCCGCCCCCUGUCGCCUCAGUCCCCGCUCAUUCCUCACUACGACAAGAAGUCUAUAGAGAGGAAAAAACCGAGUCCCGUGUGAUCCCGGCUCAAGUCCCAGCCGCUGUGCCGCAGCUAGUGCCGGCCCCGACCUGCACCCAUUGCCACCAGCCGCCAGCCACUGGCACGCUGUCGCGCAGCAGCACCCCCAUGAACAAGGUGACGACUACAGUCAAGACCUACACGUACGAAGUCCCGGCCGACCAGGACCCGACCACCGUGCCCAUACCGGUCGCCGCGGAGCACCACCACUCCUACGUCAGCUCCACGGACAACGUGCGAACUAGCGUCAACGCGGUACCGGCCACGUGCUCCCCCUGCCCCCCCUGCCCCCCCGCCGGCGGCUGCCAGUACUGCUCCCACUGCAACUCGCAGAUACGCGAGUACAGGACGGUCACCACCACCGACGUAAGGGACCGCAGCGGUGACCGCAUGGUGUACCCCGCCCCCGCCCCCGCCGAGACGAAGCUGCUCCCGGUCGACCCCCGCCCUGGACACGGCCCAUAUGGUCCAUCGGGCUACAAAUACAGCGAGACGACGUACUCCUCGCACAACGCGACGCAGCGCUUCCCCGCCUCCCCCUCGCCGGGCCCCUUCCCCCGCGGCUCCACCCGCUCCCCCUCCCCGCUGCCCCCCUCGCCCCCGCACGACCAGCAGACGCCCAAGAAACUGGACGAUCUACUCGCCGACUUCCCUGAAGCUCGCUUCCCAACCCAGCCGGAUGGCGUGGUCCGUCGUAAAACGGAAGUGACGCACGAGAGCUCCACCCAGUCCCGGGACGCGCCCAGCAACAAGUCGACCCUAAUCGCCGGCACCAAGAACGUGGCCGGGCCCGCCGUGUACUACCCCCCGGGACACACGCCCUUCGCCAAGAAGGACGCGCCCUUAGUGACGUCAGCCGGAUACCAGUCUAGCGCGAUGCAGGGCGGCGGCGCGUACGCUUCCGGCCGCGGCAUGUACGAGUACGAGUCCGGCUCGCGCAUGAAAGAGAAGCACUCCGAGAAGAAGACCGCCGUCCCGAUCUGUCUGCCGCUGUGCUGCGCCAUGCCUUGUGUUAUCAUGUAGAUCACCGUAUUUACGCGGAAGUGCAUUGAAAUGUAAACGCUAUGUUUUAUUUUUUACACUCUAACGUUAACGUUUACUAGAAAAUUCCCACAAUACAAUCCCAAUAAAUGAUCGGACAUUAUGGAAUCAAAACAAUAAUAAAAAAAUGUUUGUCAAUUGAAUGGAUGUUUACCAAGUGAACUGAUGAAAUUGAAUUUUAUCGGCUGGCCCGUAGUAACUAAUAUAUUAAUCUGUGGCUUUGCCGUUACCCUUGCAAUUCUGUCUUCUAGUAGCGUGAAUCAGUAUCGUAUUUUCUAUUGAAUUAUAAAAAAUGUCACAAUCUAUAUAACAUCUAAGUGGUUGUAUUGUGAUUUUACAUUUUGCAUCUGAUAAAUCACAGUAAUGAAAAUUAAAUUAAAAAUAUAUUGUGUAUAUAAUAUGGAGCUCUUAAUUUCUUUUAUUAAUUUUAAAAUUUGUUAAUCUGCCUUCAUUCGAGUUUUCGAUAUAACAAACGUUAUAAAAAUAAAACCACCUUUACAUUUCAUUGCAUUUAUUUAAUACUAGAGUAACUCUCAAACAGUAACUGUAAAAGUCAAGUGUUUGGUACCUAUUGCAUAAUACUUGCAGCGCUAGAUAUCAUGCUGUCAGUAUCACUUGUCAAACUUGAAAGAUGUCAACUUGACGUUAAACACAACAUUUUUUAUUUAUUACCUACCUACCUAUAAACUUUAAAGCAAUGCAAUGCUAUUCUCAAUCGAAAAUUACUUCUUUACACUGAGUUAAAGUAAAUAAAAAUAUGUAAAAAGUUCAAAAUAAAACGCAUAAAGAAUCCCAUUGUAAAGUUUGGUAGUAAAAUUUACUCUAGGCACAUAGGUACAUGUUGAAAUAAGGGACAUUUCUUCUAUGAAUUUAGUUACCUACUUAUUAUUUGCAAUUAAUCCGAGAACAAUUAAAUUUUUAUUGAUUUGUUAUUUAAAAUGUGAAAUUUAAUAUACUUAUUAUAAAAAAUCAAAUGGCAUAGUUUUUAAUGUAAGAAUAUAAUUGAAAGAAAGUGUAGACUUAAGUAUACUAUGUAACAGAACUUGAAUCUCCAGAUAUUUUAAUCAAUUUUAUUGUUGUGAAACUAAUAAGUGCCAUCGAUGGAAUUUUUAAGUUACGAAAUUGUGUAUAAAUAGACUAUUUAUAUGUAAUUUUUUAUCAAUAAAAUUUAUUAACUGAA